UCCUGGCCCGAGGCGGAAGUGGAUCUGGGGGUGAAGAUGGCGGCCGCGGCCAAGGCGAAGAAGAAAGUUGUCAACCAGCAGGAGCUGCGGCGGUUAAUGAGGGAGAAGCAGCGUGCGGCCGCGGGUAGCAGGAGGAUCGAGUCCCCACUCGCCAAAUAUAAUAGUUUAGGUCAUCUAAGCUGUGUGGUUUGCAGUAUUCCUAUAAAAAAUGAAUUGCUGUGGCAGACACACAUUCUGGGGAAACAACAUAAAGAGAACCUGGAGAAACGACGAAAUACAAAUCAAACAACUGGAGCGUCAAUAAUUAACACACCAGCAGUUCCUCUAGUAAAGAGAAAAGGUAUAGAUACAGAAACCAAAGCUGCAAAAAAAGUCAAAGCUUCUUGUGAUUCCAAAACAUCUACAAGUACUGGGUUACCGGCUGAUUUUAUCGAUCCUAUUAAUGAGACAUCUGUGCAGCAUUCCAGCCAAAGCUUGGUAACUGGCAGUGAUGAUGACAUGGAGGAAAAGGCUAAGAAAAAUAUUGAUCCUGUACCACCUAUGGGAGUGGCUGUUUUACAGAAAAAUGCUGCUCUUCCAGCACCAGUGCAGAACCAGACUGAGAAUAUACUUCCGGCAGGUAAGGAUUUUUGUGACAGGCUUUCAUUAAACAUCAUUAUUGGCACUAAUACCUUUUUAAAAAAAACACCUGAUACUAUGCUGGGUCAGUGUUCUAAGGGAGCGGGGCCCUCCAGGAGCUAUGCAAAGGCGGCUGCUUCAGCUGCUUCGGCUACUGCUCUGGUGGCCCGGUUCCCCAUGAAGAACCUGCCGUUUGAGCAUUGGAUAAGGUGCUACUUGCCCCCCCAGAUCAACCUGGAGGACUGCUCGGCUGCCGUUGCCGUGGCGGCCAAGCCCGCAGGUGUCUUGUAUGUGGGCAAAAUGUUUGGGAAGGCCGUGUUCUUCCUCGAGUCUGUUGAGGGGGUGAAUGCGGCCGAAACCCACACCACCCCAGGAGACAAGUCCACUUGGCUCCUGGAGUGGGGUGGCGAAGUCUUCAUGAGCCACCUCAGCUCCAUUUCCAGUGGGGUGGCCAUUUUGUUGGCCCCGAAUUUCCGGCCUGAGAUCCUAAAGGUCCAGGAACUGGUGCCAGGCCGCUUGCUUCACUUGGCCAUGCGCCUGGAUGGCGUGCCGUUGCAUUUUGUCAACGUGUACGCCCCCAAGCUUGCCGUGUUGCAGACGCGCCUGUUCCGGGAGGUGUCUACGCUGCUGAGCUCCAUCGACCCUGGUGACUGCGUGAUCCUCGGGGGGGAUUUCAACUGUACCCUCGAGGAAGGAGACCGUUCCGGUCUCCAGCGUGGUCAGGAGUCGGUGAAGAAGUUGAAGGAGCUCGUGGGCUCCUUUGACUUGGUAGACACUUGGAGGAACCUCCACCCCGACUCUAGGGCCUUCUCCAGAAGGUCAGAGGGGGGUGGGUCUCGCAUCGACCGCCUGUGCAUUUCUAGGGCGUACGUCUCCCGCGUCGCGGCGGCCUCCAUGCUGCCGGUGCCGUGCUCGGACCACCACCUGGUGUGGGCGGAGUUUAACCCGCUGCGCAUGAGGGGAGGGUCCGCUUUGUCUAACUUUAUUUACCAUUACUUUCUUUACUACCAAAAGGUUUCUGAAGCAAUUGUAGCAGAAAAUGAUGAAGAAGUUCGUUUGGAUAGACAGAUAGAAGAAAUCGAUGAACAAAUCCUGUGCUACAGACGUGUCGAACAUUUAAGAGACCGUCAAGAGUCUGUAAAACAACUGAUGACAACUUUGCAAGACAGACAAUCGCAAGGUGAUGAGAAAGUUGAUACCGAUGAGGAAGUGGAACUCCAGGAAUUCCUUUCAGGUGAUUGGCGAGCAAAAGGAGCUUUGCUUUAGUACUCUGUGCUGUGCAAUUAUUGCUCAAAGUAAACUUUCAACAAACCAUGACAUAUUGCCAAUCAAGACUGACUUCUACUACAGCUUUUCCAUGAACUGAUAAACCGUUGAAAACUUCAGUCAUCAAGAAGAAUGCUUGGAAAUUUUUUUUAAAUUGGUAAACCUUUUUCAGAAGAUGUACAGAUGUUAUAAUAAACAUUAAGAUGUGUCCAGAUGUAUUUUAUCAGGUUAUUUCAAUUAAUAUGUAUUUUCUGUUCAUAUUAAAUCAUUCUUGUAAUGAUACGAUUUUAUAUGUUUAAAGCUAGCCAUGUCAGUGGCAAUGUUUUCUUAAUUUGAGAGCAAACAUUAUGGUAAAAUUAAUGAAGAUUGUCGUCCUCUAAUGUUAUAUUAUGUUAUGAUAUAUUAACCUCAAGAUUAUUACAAAAUUGUUGAGAGGUUAACUUAUUUUGUUGGGAAGGAUUUCAAUUGGAAAAAAUAUGACGGUUAACCCCAAGAUUAUUACAAAAUUGUUAUUGAGAGGUCAACUUAUUUUGUUGUGAAGGAUUUUAAUUAGAAGCAGCAGACCAUUAAAUCACAAAGACAACAUAGAUAUAAAUAACAAUAAAAGCUGAAGUGUUGAAGCAAGAAUUAUACAACAUA
Amblyraja radiata (thorny skate) is the source of this 2523-nucleotide messenger RNA. RefSeq lists its product as uncharacterized. Gene Ontology annotation, molecular function: zinc ion binding; catalytic activity; nucleic acid binding. Gene Ontology annotation, cellular component: nucleus; spliceosomal complex. The transcript has 9 exons. Lineage: Eukaryota; Metazoa; Chordata; Chondrichthyes; Rajiformes; Rajidae. Bases 37 to 1884 code for a protein of 615 amino acids. Gene Ontology annotation, biological process: mitotic DNA replication checkpoint signaling; nuclear DNA replication; mitotic DNA damage checkpoint signaling. The record is from RefSeq and is a predicted model, not a curated record.